Molecule: messenger RNA, 1611 nt
Organism: Syngnathus acus (greater pipefish)
Lineage: Eukaryota; Metazoa; Chordata; Actinopteri; Syngnathiformes; Syngnathidae
Product: tetraspanin-8-like
Exons: 8
Coding region: 78-1025 (315 amino acids)
Cellular component (GO): membrane
Source: RefSeq, a predicted model, not a curated record
AUUCCAAGAAUUACUAGUGUCCCUGAACGCAGCAACAUCCAGCGCAUCGCCCCAGUGACGUCCCCGCACGCUUUCGGAUGCCGUUACGUUCUAAACAUCACCAGCACGCCUCUUUGCCCGUUCUCCUUCUCCCGUGUGCUUUCAGGGCGUUGUCAAAGCUGGGGGUCUGCGGCGGUGACAUGCAGCGGAACGCGGUGGUCGUGGUGGCGGAUAAAACGAGCCUGAAGAGGCCGUUCAUAUUCGCCUGCGCUGUCAACAUGGCUCUGUGCUUCUUCAUGCUGAUCAUGACGGCGGUGGGCCACCGGGACCUCCUGGAAGCGGGUCAGCUGGUGUCCAACGUGUCCGUGGUGAUUUUAUACAUCCUGGAGAUUGCCUGCCUGCUGCUGUCCGUGCUCGGCGUAUUCGGAGCCUGCACAGGGAGGAGGUGGUGUUUGAUUCUGUUUGCAGCCGGGAUGGCAGCAGCCAGUCAAACGAUCAUCGUCAAAACAGCGUUAAGCUACCAGGACAUUUAUGAGAAAGGGGUAGCGAGAGAGGAGUCCAAGUUGCUGUCCAUGAUGCCUCUGAGUACCACCAGCAAAGUCAACAGGACCUUACUUCAUAGUAUUCAAGCACAUUUUAAAUGCUGUGGGGUCAUUGAAGGCUACAAAGACUGGGGCACAGCCAUCCCUGCUUCGUGUCAUUGUCAGUCGCCAGGAAAAUGCAUACGACUGCGAGGCAGCGCAACUCUAGGGGCUCCAAAGAACCAAUAUGUCUAUCAAGAGGCUUGCCUUCCAAUCUAUGUCUCGGCAUUGAAGCGAGCAUUUUCAUUGGCCAUGGGGAUUAAAUUUGGAAGUGGGGUUUUCUGGGUAGGUCUAUUUUUGUUUUCUCAAUCACUUUCCUCCCUUAUCGAAGCAAUAAUAUGCACAUUUUUAUUUCACAAGGCGGUUCUGCUGGUGAUGAGUCUAAAGCUGAUGGUGCAGAUGAAGCGCAAACAGGAGUUCAUGGCCCUGCUCCAUUCCAAUCGAUACGUCCCCGGUGCCUUCUAGUCAUCGUGCGGCGAACCUUUGUUGAAUUUGCACAUGUACAACACAAUAUGCUGUAUACCAUUAAUAAUCAGGCCAUCAUUUGAAUAUUACUUCAAAUGCAUGUAAACAAGACAUGUAACCCACAUGCAUUUUGCCUAUAAACAUUUAUCCAAUACAAUUAUGAUCUGUAUGAUUAUCUUAGUGGGUGUUAACCAGCAUACUAUCCCAGCAUGCACUGGGGGGGAAUAACAUUUCCACACAAACCUGGAAAGGCAGGUAUUAAUAUAUCAUAGAAAUCUUUAUGUAUGGAGCACAGUGUUUGUUAUUUAAUCAGACAGGUUUGAAUGGCAUUAAAACAGAAAUGACAGAGAAUGUUACCACACAUUGUAUACACUGGAAACCUCAGUUUGUAUCAAAGCACAUUUAUGGAGUCGUAAAGCUUUUUUUUAUUAUUAUUAUUUAUUUCAUCCAUUUUAUUUGAAGGGCAAAAUGAGUGUACUUCAUGCAUUUUUUUUCCAAACUGUGUCCAAUGAAUAUGUAAUGGCAUCAGUUAUGUAAUAUACUUGAUUGUAAAUAGAGGAAAUAAAAUGUAAGAAUUGUUGCUUUA